Molecule: messenger RNA, 1425 nt
Organism: Rhodofomes roseus
Lineage: Eukaryota; Fungi; Basidiomycota; Agaricomycetes; Polyporales; Fomitopsidaceae
Product: SCA7-domain-containing protein
Exons: 3
Coding region: 117-1169 (350 amino acids)
Cellular component (GO): SAGA complex
Source: RefSeq, a predicted model, not a curated record
CACGGUUCUGAACACGGUCGUCGGUGACUGAGGGAUCGCGUACCGCAGAUCGCAAUCUCGCACCAACCCCUUUCCAGCACACCACACAGGGGCGCACUCACCCCGCUGCCAUCGCCAUGGCCCUCAAGCUCAGGCCCACCCACUCUCCCGAGCCGCCCCCCUUCUCCUGGGACACCCUCCCCGCGACGCCCCCCACGCCGUCCGACACCGACGCCCCCGCUUCGCCGCCAAUUCCCUGGCUGUCAGCGCCUGACAUGAAGACCUAUGGCGCAGAGCCACUCAAGUCCGAGAUCGGCCUCGUCAAGUGCAAGGACUGCCACAGGCCCGUCCUCCGGAGCGGUGUCGAGGAGCAUGCCGCCAACUGCGCGAAGCUCCGCGCCGCGUUCAAGAAGAGCGCGAAGGGAAGGGAGGCAGAGUUCUCCAAGGGCAAGAAGCGCAAGGCCGAGGACGAGGAGCCGACACCUGAGGACCCCUCCGCGCCCAAGAAGAAGAAAGCCGCGACGAAGGUCACCAAGGGCCGCUUCAAGGGCCCCGUCGACUACGACAAGCAGUGCGGUGUCAUUAACGACAAGAACCUCCCCUGCUCGCGAUCCCUUACCUGCAAGUCUCAUUCCAUGGGUGCCAAGCGCGCCGUCCAGGGCCGUUCGAGGCCGUACGACGAGCUGCUCCUCGAGUGGAACCGGCUCAACAACCCCAACUUCGUCGAGCCGGUCAAGAAGGAGAGCAAGGAGCAGCGCAAGGAGCGCAAGGAGAAGGAGAAGGCUGACAAGAAGCGCCAGGCGUUGGAGGCUGCUGCCGCCGCCGGCAUGGACCUCACGAAGAAGGGUGCGGUCGCCGCGGUCACCGGUGCUGCGACGAAGAAGAAGAAGGGCGCUGCGGCCGCAACCGCUGCCGCAGCCGUCGCAGCAGCCACCGUCGCAGGCCAGGACGACGGCUACGAGAACCUCGACGAGCUCGAUUCCGAAGCAGAGGUCGACUCCCUCGUCCACGCCGUCCGUGCUGCGCAGAAUGGCGGCCUGAUCGGCGUCCCUCUCGCUGUCUCCUGCGACGCGAGCUCGUGGUUCGUCGCGCGGAGAGAGCGAUUGCGCAGCUGUCACCAGUUCGUGUCCAGUGCGCUGAUGCCGCCUUCGCGUAACUCUGUCGGCCCAGGCGGCGGACGCCUGACAUGAACGCGUUCCAGGUCAUGACCUUCACCUCCUCCCACUUCCCAUACCCCUUCAUUCGAUGAUACCACGCAUACAUCCUUUAUUUCGUCCCGCGAUGCUCACGACAGGUACCAUCACAAUGCCCAUAUUCUCAUCCAUGAAAACGCUGGGAAACUCGGAUCCGGAGGAACUUGAAAGAACCACUAAACCGUAAAGCACGAUGGCUUGGGAGAAGGUGUCUGCGAUGCAUCGCGUGUGGUUGCUGUGGGUAACAUAUGUC